AUGCUAGCUAGGUUUGUAAAUUUUGUUACAGGUAACAUAUUAAAGCAUCUCUAGGUACUAACCUUGUACCAGCUGGAGGAUUUUAAGAUUUAGUGAGACCAAUCGAAAUUUUAAUUAGAGAUCAUAUAACUGAUAUCAAUUGUAAAUUUCCUGAGGCAUAUACAUGGUAUAAUUCUAUAGUAUUUUACAAAGUUUCAAUCGCUUAGUAAUUCCAGCUUAUGAUUCUGAAGAAAUCUUAAGAGAAAAAUUAGAAUUAGCCUUAAAUGAUGAAAACGACAACUUUUAGAGAGGAUGA
This is a messenger RNA of Paramecium sonneborni, 295 nucleotides long. The record is from the annotation of a GenBank genome assembly. Lineage: Eukaryota; Ciliophora; Oligohymenophorea; Peniculida; Parameciidae.